GCCCUCCCGAGCGCGGCCAUUCGUGCCCCGCUCCCAGACCUCUACCCAUUUGGGACCAUGCGCGGAGGCGGCUUUGGGGACCGGGACCGGGAUCGUGACCGUGGAGGAUUUGGAGCAAGAGGUGGUGGCGGCCUUCCCCCAAAGAAAUUUGGUAAUCCUGGGGAGCGUUUACGUAAAAAAAAGUGGGAUUUGAGUGAGCUCCCCAAGUUUGAGAAGAACUUUUAUGUGGAACAUCCAGAAGUGGCAAGGCUGACUCCAUAUGAGGUUGAUGAACUACGCCGUAAGAAGGAGAUUACAGUGAGAGGAGGAGAUGUUUGUCCUAAACCUGUUUUUGCCUUCCAUCAUGCUAACUUCCCACAGUAUGUAAUGGAUGUAUUGAUGGAUCAGCAUUUCACAGAACCAACUCCGAUUCAGUGCCAGGGAUUUCCAUUGGCUCUUAGUGGCCGGGAUAUGGUGGGCAUUGCUCAGACUGGCUCUGGGAAGACAUUAGCGUAUUUGCUGCCUGCAAUUGUUCAUAUUAACCAUCAGCCAUACUUGGAAAGGGGAGAUGGUCCAAUCUGUCUAGUUCUGGCUCCUACAAGAGAGCUUGCCCAGCAGGUACAGCAGGUGGCUGAUGACUAUGGCAAAUGUUCAAAAUUGAAGAGUACUUGCAUUUAUGGAGGUGCUCCUAAAGGUCCCCAGAUUCGAGACUUGGAACGAGGUGUUGAGAUCUGUAUAGCUACUCCUGGGCGCCUGAUAGAUUUCCUGGAGUCAGGAAAGACAAAUCUUCGCCGAUGUACUUACCUUGUACUGGAUGAGGCUGACAGAAUGCUUGAUAUGGGUUUUGAACCCCAGAUCCGUAAAAUUGUUGACCAAAUCAGGCCUGAUAGGCAGACAUUGAUGUGGAGUGCAACCUGGCCAAAGGAAGUGCGACAGCUUGCGGAGGACUUCCUUCGUGAUUACACCCAGAUCAACGUGGGCAACCUGGAGCUGAGUGCCAACCACAACAUCCUCCAGAUCGUGGAUGUCUGCAUGGAAAGUGAAAAAGACCACAAGUUGAUCCAACUCAUGGAGGAAAUAAUGGCUGAAAAGGAAAAUAAGACAAUAAUAUUUGUAGAGACAAAGAGACGCUGUGAUGACCUCACUCGAAGGAUGCGCAGAGAUGGUUGGCCAGCUAUGUGUAUCCAUGGAGACAAGAGUCAACCAGAAAGAGAUUGGGUACUUAAUGAGUUCCGUUCUGGGAAGGCUCCCAUCCUCAUCGCCACAGAUGUAGCCUCCCGUGGGCUAGAUGUGGAAGAUGUCAAGUUUGUGAUCAACUAUGACUAUCCAAACAGCUCCGAGGAUUAUGUGCACCGCAUUGGCCGAACAGCCCGUAGCACCAACAAGGGCACUGCCUACACCUUCUUCACCCCGGGAAACCUCAAGCAGGCCAGAGAGUUGAUCAAAGUGCUGGAAGAAGCUAAUCAGGCUAUCAAUCCCAAACUGAUGCAGCUGGUGGACCACAGAGGAGGCGGCGGAGGAGGGGGUAAGGGAGGUCGUUCUCGAUACCGGACCGCUUCUUCAGCCAAUAACCCCAAUCUGAUGUAUCAGGAUGAGUGUGACCGGAGGCUUCGAGGAGUAAAGGAUGGUGGCCGGAGAGACUCUGCAAGUUAUCGGGAUCGUAGUGAAACCGAUAGAGCUGGUUAUGCUAACGGCAGUGGCUAUGGAAGUCCAACUUCUGCCUUUGGAGCACAAGCAGGCCAAUACACCUAUGCUCAAGGCACCUAUGGUGCAGCUGCUUAUGGCACCAGUGGCUAUACAGCCCAGGAAUAUGGCGCUGGCACUUACGGGGCUAGUGGCACCACCUCAGCUGGGAGAAGUUCACAGAGCUCUAGCCAGCAGUUUAGUGGGCUAGGCCGGUCUGGGCAGCAGCCACAGCCACUGAUGUCACAGCAGUUUGCACAGCCUCCUGGAGCUACCAGUAUGAUAGGUUACAUGGGGCAGACUGCCUACCAGUACCCUCCUCCUCCUCCUCCCCCUCCUCCUUCACGUAAAUGAAACCACUCAAGUGGUAGUGACUUGUGCAGACUUACUACAUUGAAAGGAACGCUGUCUUUCCCUUUUUUUCUGUUCCCCUUCUCUUUUUAAACCCCCCCCCCCAACCAUUGUGGUUUGUCUUUUAUGCAGAUUAGUUAGAAUUCACUGCCAGGUUUCUUCUGCCCGCCAAAUUGAUCCAGUCUGUAAUAAUAGUUUUUGUAAAAAAUACAUAUAUAUAGCUGACUGGAAGAGAUCCCCCCCCCAACUUCUUGCAUGUUGAGGAUAUUUGAGCUAUUUUUCAUCUUAAAAGAAAAAGCAAGGUAUUAGGCCCUUUUUAUGGGAGUCCUUUUUGUUGUCCUGAGUUGGGGGUGGGUGGGGAGGGUAAAGGGUUGAAUUCUGCAGAAGAAGAUGGCAUCUGUGCUUCAAAUUGUUCCUAUUACUGAGUUAAAAAACCAAGAGAGAGUUCCCGGCGUGUUUUCCAUAAUCGGUUUUAAUGUCUCCCAAGCUGGAACAGGCUUCCUCAGGCCUGAUGAGUUUUUAAGACAGUGCUUUGCCAUUGUCCUUUUGGCUGAUUGCUUUUUAAGUGCAUUCACAGUUUUGAAAAAUUCCUAAUUGGUUUUGUCUCCCAAUCUGGCCUCCCCCUUCCCAGUGACUAAAAAAUAAUCAUUUUAGUGUCAGGUUAGAAAUUGAAUUGCCAAGUCUGAGUAUUUUAAGUGUAUCUUUUAAAUUAAAAACCCAAGUGUUUAUUGCAAUGGCUAAAAGGAGCAUCUCAGCAUCUGGGUGGAAGCUGCCUAUUUUUCUUCCCCAUAUAAACAGGGACCAUCUGUGAAAUUCAUUUUCAACCAGACAGCUGCUGUUCGCAGAAUGAACAUAAAUGUUCACUGGAAAUUUACUUUAUUAACCAGUUAAGUGCAUUCACCUGCAGUGUAAAAACCACCUUUAAUUAUAAACAGUAUACUCAAUGGGCAAUUUUUUCUUUUUUUUUUUUAACUAUAGAGCUA
Myotis brandtii (Brandt's bat) is the source of this 2996-nucleotide messenger RNA. It is a transcript of the gene DDX17, whose product is annotated as DEAD (Asp-Glu-Ala-Asp) box helicase 17. The record is from RefSeq and is a predicted model, not a curated record. Gene Ontology annotation, cellular component: nucleus; ribonucleoprotein complex; cytoplasm. Gene Ontology annotation, molecular function: RNA helicase activity; RNA binding; ATP binding. Lineage: Eukaryota; Metazoa; Chordata; Mammalia; Chiroptera; Vespertilionidae. The transcript has 13 exons. The coding region runs from base 58 to 2016 and encodes 652 amino acids. Gene Ontology annotation, biological process: alternative mRNA splicing, via spliceosome.